Leguminivora glycinivorella is the source of this 1275-nucleotide messenger RNA. RefSeq names its product glyoxylate reductase/hydroxypyruvate reductase-like. Gene Ontology annotation, cellular component: cytosol. The transcript has 7 exons. NCBI's taxonomy places the organism in Eukaryota, Metazoa, Arthropoda, Insecta, Lepidoptera, Tortricidae. The record is from RefSeq and is a predicted model, not a curated record. The coding region runs from base 206 to 1183 and encodes 325 amino acids. Gene Ontology annotation, molecular function: hydroxypyruvate reductase (NADH) activity; NAD binding; hydroxypyruvate reductase [NAD(P)H] activity.
UCAGCGCUACUAUUGUUUACCUACUCAUACAUACGAUAGUCUCAAUUUUAAUACAGAUUUAGCAAAUUAGAUAAUUUUUCGUUAAUAUGUAUUUGCAGUAGACAUUUACAUAAGUAUAAAUACGCGUACACGUACAACCAAUAAAUUAGCGGCAUCGACAACAGUUAACUUAUUUUUUAUUUAUAUUUAUGAGUGUUUCGAUAACAUGGCUCUGCGAAAAGUGUUGGUUGUGAAUAAGACAUUCCCUGUCGCUGGUUUGGAGUUAUUAAAAAAACAAGUUGAGGUGACAGUUGUGCCUCACAUAGAUCAUGAGCCCGAAAUUAUAACUGCAAUCGAAAAUGAGUUGAAGACCCAAAAAUAUGCUGGAAUAAUUUGGAAUACGAAGCACAGACUUACUGGGCCUCGUUUGGAUUUGGCUGGACCGACACUAAAAUGCGUCUCAACAAUGUCGUCGGGCCUGGACCAGAUCGAUUUAGAAGAGAUAAAGAAGCGCGGCCUGCGCCUGGGCAACACGGUUAAAGUUCUCGACAAUGCUGUGGCUGAUAUCGCCGUUGGACUGGUCAUAGCUGCUGCUAGGAGGUUUAAGGAGGGGGUAGAAGAACUGGAAAGUGGUGCGUGGAAAGAAGGAGCGCAGUGGAUGCUGGGACAAGACAUCGGAGACAGCACGGUAGGCAUUGUGGGCCUCGGGGGCAUCGGGCAAGCCAUCGUCAGGAGACUGAGGGGGUUCGAUGUGAAGCGGUUCCUUUAUAGUGGGAGGACUGACAAACCUGAAGCCAAAUCUUUGGGAGCAGAACGGAUACCUAUAGAACAAUUGCUUAAGGAAAGCGACUACGUAAUCCUGUGCUGCCCUCUCACGAGUGAAACUAAACAUUUGAUCAACGAUGAAAGACUUGGAAUCAUGAAGAAGAACGCUGUUCUCGUUAAUAUAGCACGAGGAGGUGUGAUAGACCAGGAAACGCUGUACAGAGCUUUGAAAGAAAAACGUAUUUUCGCGGCAGGACUAGACGUCACAAGUCCAGAACCUUUGCCGAAGGACGACCCUCUGAUAUCAUUGCCCAACUGUUUUAUUGUACCUCAUUUGGGCAGCGCUACAAACGAAACCAGGAACAAAAUGUCUAGAAUUUCAGCCAACAAUAUUUUGUUAGCUUUGGACGAAAAGCCUAUGAUGAACCCUGUUAUUUAAAAUGUAAAAUAAUAGAAUAAACUCAAAACUGUUGUUAGCAACAAUUAUGUUUUUAGUACUUUAUGCUAAUGAAUACAGUUAAAACUUUACGA